Molecule: messenger RNA, 1716 nt
Organism: Ramularia collo-cygni
Lineage: Eukaryota; Fungi; Ascomycota; Dothideomycetes; Mycosphaerellales; Mycosphaerellaceae
Exons: 4
Coding region: 1-1716 (571 amino acids)
Source: RefSeq, a predicted model, not a curated record
AUGUUGUUCUCUGUUGCGGCAUUGAUCGCUUUCCUCUCCCUGGCCAUCGACACCAAAUCUCAAUAUCUCCCAUCGGAAGACUGUCCCAUCCUCGGCCCAUCAUUUCCCAACACCUUCGACCUUGCCAACUCCAAAGCCAUUCAGAAAUUGCUCGGGACAUUUCCCGACAUCAUCGAGUCUGCUUUCAGCUCUGGCAACCUCAACCGCACUCAUACUUCCUUCUCCAUCGAUGUCUUCUCAGCUACAAACAAUCAAUCGAUCUACAGCUACCAUCACGCCGCACCUGCACUGAAUGGAAGCUUGACUGCUGAUCUCCUGGACGAUGGAACGAUAUAUCGAAUCGGGAGUGUAUCGAAGUUGUUUACUACAUAUGCAAUCUUGGCUCAUGCUGGAGGCUUGGAAGUCUUUGAUCAUCCAGUCACGGAAUAUGUGCCAGAGCUGGCUGGGAACCGUGGAGCCAAUCCUCUUGAAAAAUUAAUUUGGGAGGACAUUACUGUUGGUGCACUCGCCUCGCAGAUGGCCGGAACAGGAGGCUUUCCUAUAGAGUCGACACUCUGCUACAACGGAUCGCAGAGUGAUUGCUCUAUUCCGGACUUUCUUAAAACCAUGCGAGAUCAAAAGAUACCAGUCAUACCUCCUUUCCGAACUGCUCUGUACUCCGAUGCGGGAUUCGGGAUCUUGGGGCGGGUCCUAGAGCGCAUGACGGGACUGACCUACGCGGAAGCAUUGCAACAAGUGCUCGCAGGACCACUCACUCUCAAUAGCACAUCUUCACUGGAGCCCAUGGGAGAUUCUUUGAAUGCGCUCAUCGUACCAGGUAACGCUUCACUCUCGUCGUGGGGCUUCGAUACUCAAAUAUCGGCGCCUUCCGGGGGGAUAUACUCCAACGCCGAAGAUCUACGUACGCUCGGAUUGUCAAUCCUUCACUCCCAGCUUCUCUCUCCUUCCGACACUCGCUCGUGGAUGAAGCCGCGCUCUCAUACGGCCUCGCUCAGCAAUUCCGUCGGCGCUCCUUGGGAGAUCAACCGUCYCCCCCUUCCAGUCUCUCCCAAUUCAAAUCGUACCCGCAUAUCCGACCUCUACACAAAAGUCGGCGGUCAAGUCGGCUACGCGAGUUUCUUCGCUCUCUCCCCAGAUCACAAUAUUGGAUUCUCGGUCUUGUUGGCUGGAGAGACUUCUGCGGCCGAUCGAUUUACGCUUCCAGCUCUCGUUGCAGAAGCCUGGAUUACUGCUGCUGAGGAAGCUGCUUGGGAGAACGCUGCGGAAAAUUUCCAGGGAACUUUUAAAGAUGGGGGAAGUAAUCUUACCCUUACUGUUGAUGAAGAUAGACCUGGGAUGGGUCUAGAAUCAUUCUCCAUUGAGGGAAUUGAUAUGCUGGAAUACAUCCUUGUAUUGACAGGAUUCCCGGCUGCGAAUGUUAGUGUGAGGCUUUAUCCUACGGGGUUUGUUGAGCAGGGACUUGAUGAGGAAGGUUGUAGGAGAGAGCUACAUUCGUUCAGAGCAAUCCCGAGUUUGGUACCAGCUCUAGCUCUUCCUCGAGGGCUUAUACAAGGCGGAAAGGGAAUGUUUGAUUAUGGGUGUAUGGGAUGGGAGUCGGUGGACUUCAACAUCUUGGACGUGAACGGUAUUGACGGGUUUGUAUUUGAGCUCAACAACGGCAGGCUCGAGGGGGUGGAACAUCCCGCGUCGGGCUUGUCUGUGAAGAGAUUCGAAUGA